Molecule: messenger RNA, 1515 nt
Organism: Ustilaginoidea virens
Lineage: Eukaryota; Fungi; Ascomycota; Sordariomycetes; Hypocreales; Clavicipitaceae
Exons: 4
Coding region: 1-1515 (504 amino acids)
Molecular function (GO): heme binding; oxidoreductase activity
Source: RefSeq, a predicted model, not a curated record
AUGGCCAAGCUGUUUGACGCCAGCGAAGUCGCCAGGCACAACACCGCAGAAAGCUGCUGGGUUAUCUUGUACGGCAAUGUCUACGACGUGACCGACUUUCUCUCCUCUCAUCCCGGCGGCUCCAAGAUUAUCCUCAAGCUUGCUGGCCAGGACGCGACGCAAGACUUUGACCCCGUGCAUCCUCCCGGCACCAUUGAGGAGAACCUCAAACCGGAAGCCAACCUGGGCCAGGUGAAUCCCGAAACGCUGCCGAGCCCGAUAUCCACCUCCCCAAAGGAGACGCCCUGCGAUGACCAUGACUAUCUCCCCCCCCUGGAGUCGCUGCUCAACCUCGACGAGAUCGAGGAGGAAGCUACGAAGCGCCUCUCCAGGAAGGCAUGGGCGUAUUACUUCUCGGCCAGCGACGAUUUAGUGUCCAAGACGCUGAACAGCACAGCGUACCGCGACAUCCUCCUCCGGCCGCGCAUGUUUGUCGACUGCACAGAGUGUCAUCUCUCGACGACGCUUCUUGGCCACAGGGUUGGCGUCCCCUUCUUCGUCUCGCCGGCUGCCAUGGCGAGACUGGCGCACCCAGAUGGCGAACGCGGCAUUGCCAGGGCCGCCGCACGCUUCAACACCCUGCAAAUCAUCUCCAACAAUGCCUCCAUGACGCCGGAGCAGAUUGUCGACGGUGCGCCGGCCGACCAAAUGUUCGGCUGGCAGCUCUACGUCCAGAACGAUCGGCAAAAGAGCGAGGCCAUGCUGAGGCGCAUCAACGCCAGAAAAGACCGGUUCAAGUUUGUGUGCCUGACUCUGGACGCACCAGUCCCGGGCAAGCGUGAGUUGGACGAAAAGUCCAACUUUGACAGGGGCAGCAGCAACAUGGUACAAGCUGCUGUGACGAGCGCGAGCGGGAGCGGGAGCGGCAGCCAGCGACCCGGCGGCGGCGGCGGCGGCGGCGGUGGCGUCGGGCAACAGCUGUUUUUCGGCACGGCGAGCGAUUUGACGUGGAAGACGACUUUGCCCUGGCUGUCCAAGCACACGGAGCUGCCCAUUGUGCUCAAGGGCAUUCAAACUCAUGAAGAUGCCUAUCUCGCUGCGCAGCAUGCCCCCCAGGUGAAGGCAAUUAUACUGUCAAACCACGGCGGAAGAGCAAUGGAUACAGCGCCGCCCGCUGUACACACCUUGCUGGAGAUCCGCCACUACUGUCCCGAGGUGUUUAGCAAAAUCGAGGUCUGGGUCGACGGAGGCAUCAGAAGAGGAACAGACAUCGUCAAGGCUCUUUGCCUGGGAGCCAGGGGCGUUGGUCUUGGUCGUGCGCCGCUCUUCGGCCUCGGAGCAGGAGGUCAGGCCGGCGUCGAACGAACUUUUGAAAUUCUUCAGGCCGAGACAGCUACAUGCAUGCGGCUGCUGGGAGUGAGGAAGAUAUCGGAACUCGGACCCCAAAUGAUCAACACUCGACGCGUGGAGAGGGACAUUUACAACGGGGAUCCGGGGUUGGACAAGAGGGGAUUGUGGACAAAGCCAAAGCUGUAA